AUGGCUACCACUCGUCGAUACGCUACUCUCAACAGAGACACAAACGAAACUAAGAUCAAGAUUAAGCUGUCCCUCGAUGGCGGCUCGCUCCCCGACGAGGCAAAAGAUGCGAAUCUAGAGGUCCAGGAAGGAGAACAGGUAUCUACGGGCCAUGCAAGCCAAGUUGCGGGUGGGAACGUUCAGAGUAUACAUACCGGUAUCGGAUUCUUGGAUCAUAUGUAUCAUGCUAUGUCGAAGCAUGCCGGGUGGAGUUUGGAGAUGACCUGUGAUGGCGACUUGCAUAUCGAUGACCACCACACUGCGGAAGACUCGGCAAUAGCUUUGGGGAUGGCAUUCAAAGAGGCAUUGGGUCCAAUUCGAGGCUACAAGAGAUUUGGGCACGGAUUCGCACCUUUGGAUGAGGCCCUCUCUCGAGCUGUCGUCGACCUAUCGAACCGACCGUAUGCCGUUAUCGAACUUGACCUAAAACGAGAAAAGAUUGGAGACUUGAGUUGCGAAAUGAUCCCUCAUGUUCUUGAAAGUUUUGCGCAAGCAGCCGGUAUUACAUUACAUGUUGAUUGUUUGAGAGGGAAGAACGAUCACCACAGAGCCGAAUCGGCGUUCAAGGCUUUGGCAAUUGCAUUAAAAGAAGCAACGUCUCGGACGGGUGGCAAUGAUAUUCCGAGUACGAAAGGAUUCUUAUGA
Molecule: messenger RNA, 684 nt
Organism: Orbilia oligospora ATCC 24927
Lineage: Eukaryota; Fungi; Ascomycota; Orbiliomycetes; Orbiliales; Orbiliaceae
Exons: 3
Coding region: 1-684 (227 amino acids)
Biological process (GO): L-histidine biosynthetic process
Molecular function (GO): imidazoleglycerol-phosphate dehydratase activity
Source: RefSeq, a predicted model, not a curated record